AUGUUAUUUACCGUACUCGGAGUUAUUGCUCUCUUCCUGAGAGAAAGAAACAUCAAUACCACCGUCUCAGGUCAAGAUGAAAGAUUGGACCGUCAAGAAGGAUUGGUCACGGUACCCACUGUGACCAAAAGUGAUGGUCGAGAAAUCGGUGACAGGUGUGAAGAAUCAUCUUUGCAUCUGGAGGAACAGAUCAAUGUUCAGACUGAGGAACCAUCACUGGAGGAACCUGUUGAUGGUCAGAGUGAAGAACAAUCACUGGUAGAGCCUGACAGUGUUUACGGUGAAGAACAACCACUGGUAGAGCCUGACAUCUCUGCUGAGCCCGGCUGUAGUCGUGACCCCCCUCCAAAUGUGGUCUCUGCUGAGCCCGGCUGUAGUCAUGAUGACCCUCCAAAUGUAGUCUCUGCUGAGCCCGGCUGUAGUCAUGAUGACCCUCCAAAUGUGGUCUCUGCUGAGCCCGGCUGUAGUCAUUACCCCCCUCCAAAUGUGUUCUUUGCUAAGCCCGGCUGUAAAGAUGGCGUCGCUCAAGGUGCAACCUGUCAAACAGAGGGCGCUGUUCCACCUCAGCCAGAAGAGCUGAAGGAUGAAGACACACACAUCAUUGAGAUCAACUCAAAGUCUUAUGAAAUUGGUGCUAAGCUGGGCAAAGGAGGCUUUGGAACCGUUUUCGCAGGGACCCGUCUACAAGAUGGCCUUCAGGUGGCAGUAAAAAUAGCAGAUUUCAAGAUUAAGCGAUUCAUCCAUGUUGAUGAUUUUGACAAACUACUUCCAUCGGAGAUCGCUCUGCACUUUCUUGCCACUAAAGGCCCCAAGGUUAAACAAAUUGUUGAGCUUCUGGACUGGAAGGUGGAGGAAAAUUGCUACUUUUUAGUCCUAGAGCGGCCCAUACCCUGUGUGAGCGUAGGUGAAUUCAUAAGAAAACACAGAGGCAACAUCGCAGAGAAGGUGUUACGAAAAAUCAUGUUCCACACAACAAUUGCAGCCCACAUCUGCUGCAAACGCGGAGUGUUUCAUCGCGAUAUCAAGCCUGACAACUUGCUGAUGAACCCGCAGACCUAUGAAGUCAAAUUGACUGACUUUGGGUGUGGUGAACGCCUUACUGAGACCUGUUACAGAGAGUAUUGUGGCACAUUCCAGUUCAGCCCUCCUGAGUUUCAAAAGACUGGCUAUUACUUCGGGGAGCCAGCGACAGUGUGGUCACUCGGGAUUCUUCAGUAUUUGCUAAUGUUCAAAAACCUUCCAGACAACCGUGACCUCCGCAAGAUGACUUUCAGAAAUUUACAGAAAUAUGGAUGGUCAGAAGAAUGCAGCGAUUUUAUCCGCUGUUGUCUGCAGAAUAACUACAGCUUUCGGCAUAAGCUGCAUGCACUCCGUGCCCAUGCCUGGUUUAAGGUAAUACAUACACUUUGA
This is a messenger RNA of Danio aesculapii, 1410 nucleotides long. Its product is annotated as serine/threonine-protein kinase pim-3-like. The record is from RefSeq and is a predicted model, not a curated record. Gene Ontology annotation, molecular function: protein serine/threonine kinase activity; ATP binding. Gene Ontology annotation, biological process: regulation of mitotic cell cycle; negative regulation of apoptotic process; protein autophosphorylation. Lineage: Eukaryota; Metazoa; Chordata; Actinopteri; Cypriniformes; Danionidae. The transcript has 7 exons. The coding region runs from base 1 to 1410 and encodes 469 amino acids. Gene Ontology annotation, cellular component: cytoplasm.